Molecule: messenger RNA, 1094 nt
Organism: Seriola aureovittata
Lineage: Eukaryota; Metazoa; Chordata; Actinopteri; Carangiformes; Carangidae
Product: beta-crystallin B3-like
Exons: 6
Coding region: 251-970 (239 amino acids)
Biological process (GO): lens development in camera-type eye; visual perception
Molecular function (GO): structural constituent of eye lens
Source: RefSeq, a predicted model, not a curated record
GGCAGGGUAGCGUGUGCCAACACAGCUGCCUAUUGAGAGGCAGUGUUACGGACACAAUGUAAGCGACAGACUUGCUGUAUCAACAGCUUCCCCUUUUCUGCUGUUGUGGCCAGAAAUAAACCAUAAAUACCCCCCCCCUGUCCCUGCCCUCUAAUGGCUCAACCCCACCAAACACCAAGAGGCACAGAGAAAGAGGGACACUACCACUUCCAAGCAGGCAUACCCAGUGGAGGAGCAGUGGAUCAGGAGGAUGUCGGAGCAGCAGAGUGCCCCGGAGCAGCUGGCUGCUGGGAAGAGCCAGGGUGGAGCUGGAGCCACGUAUAAGGUGGUGCUGUUUGAGUUUGAGAACUUCCAGGGCUGCAAGGCGGAGUUUUCUGCAGAGUCUAAAGAUGUGUCAGAGAAGGGACUGGAGAAGGUCGGAUCUGUGAUAGUCGAGUCAGGACCCUGGGUGGGUUAUGAUCGACAUGGGUUCACAGGGGAGCAGUUUAUUCUGGAGAAGGGCGAGUAUCCACGCUGGGACACCUGGACCAACAGUCAGAACAGCUACUCCCUCUUGUCUGUAAGGCCACUCAAAGUGGACAGCGCUGAGCACAAGCUACACCUGUUCGAGAACCCUGGAUUUACAGGUAGAAAGAUGGAGAUCGUUGAUGAUGAUGUUCCCAGUUUGUGGGGCCAUGGUUUUCAGGAUCGUGUAGCAAGUGUCAAGGCUCUUAACGGAACAUGGGUCGGCUACAUGUACCCAGGCUACAGAGGCCGCCAGUUUAUCUUCGAGCGAGGAGAUUUCAAGCACUGGAAUGACUGGGAGGCCCCUGCGCCCCAGAUCCAGUCUGUCCGACGUGUGCGGGACAUGCAGUGGCACAAGAGGGGCUGUUUCACCGUUCCUGACCCAGAUCCAGCUCCCGGCCCCGGCCCCGACCCCGACCCCGCCCCAGCACCUCCUGCCCCCCCUGCAACAGCUGGAGCCAGCUGAGCAGGAUCCUCACCCUCAUAGCCUCCCCCCAUGCUGACAACAGUGCCUGCCCUCUGCCUUAACCUAACCAUGGCAAACGCUGCUUGUGCCCAGUGAGGAGUGCCAUGUAUGUUUCAGUGGCGAA